AUGGUCGGCGGCAACCUCAAGAACAUGGUCGUCGCCUUCCUCGUCCCGCUCCCCUCCAUCCUCUUCUACCUUUCCUUCGUCCGCGACGGCGGGGACACCGGCGCCAGCCCGCUCUCCUCGUGGUGCGCCGCGCACCCUCUGCUCCUCGCCAACAUCCUCUUCUUCCUCAACGUCGACGUCCUCUUCUGGCUCGUCGGCCUCCUCCUCUCCAACCACUGGCUCAUUGACCUGUACUGGACCGUCAUCCCUGUGAUGCUGCUGCACUACUACCGCGGCCACCCUGCGUCUGUGGUGGACGCUGUGAGGUCGGCGGUGGCCGUGGGGCUCACCUGGGUGUGGGGCGCCAGGCUCACGCACAACUACCUCAGGCGGGAGGGGUGGGAGUUUGGCAAGAGGGAGGACUGGAGGUUCAACGAGAUGCGUGGCCAGUACGGCAAGACCUGGUGGUGGAUGUCAUUCUUUGCCGUCUACUUCUCCCAGCAGGUGUUCCUGAUCGGCAUCUGCCUGCCCAUGUACGCCAUCCACUCCAGCAACCAGCCAUGGGGCAUCUGGGACCUCGUGGCCACAGCCGCCUGCAUUGCUGGAAUUGUCAUUGCUCACUUUGCCGACACCCAGCUGCACAAGUUCGUCACCAGGUAUGAGAAGCUGAAGCAGUUGGGUGAGCCAACCGUCCCAACUCUUGAGGAUGGCCUGUGGCGAUACUCGCGCCACCCCAACUACUUUGGCGAGCAGCUCUGGUGGUGGGGCUUGUACCUCUUUGCCUGGAACCUGGGCCAGCGAUGGAUGUUCGUCGGGCCUCUUGUCAAUAGCCUGUGCCUUGGCUACGUCACGGUGCUGGUUGAGCGUCGCAUGCUGAAGCAGGAGCACCGUGCUGAGGCGUACAAGCUGUACCAGAAGAGGACAUCGGUGUGGAUCCCUUGGUUCAGGAAGGCCGUCCCUGAAUCGAAGCUGAAGGAGACCUAA
Miscanthus lutarioriparius is the source of this 963-nucleotide messenger RNA. The record is from the annotation of a GenBank genome assembly. Lineage: Eukaryota; Viridiplantae; Streptophyta; Magnoliopsida; Poales; Poaceae.